AUCACAUUCCCAGUUGACCCCAUCGCCAUUAUCUGCGGUGCGGCCGCGCACCCCAAGAGAAAACUAACCCGCCACGCUACGCCCACCGCGCCACCGUCCCACGCGGCGUCCCCCACCAACCCCUAUCCUCCGGCGACCGGGGCGGCCGCCGCGGAUGGACCGCCUCGUCGCCUUCUCCCGGCGCCGCCGCCGCUGGAUCCUCAUCGCGGCGGCGGGCGCGGCGGCGGCCGUCGGCGCGUACAAGAUCUACCACCACCCGGCCGUCGCGGCGCGGCGGCGCCGCCUCGUGCGCCUCGCCGCGGCGGUCGCUGCCUUCGCCGACGCCGCCGCCUCGUCCGCGGACGCCGCGGCGCUGGUGGCCUCCGACCUCGCCGACUUCGUUCGGUCCGACGCGGAUGAGGUCCCCCGCAGCGUCAGGCAGCUGGCCAAGCUCGCCGCCUCCCCCGAGGUCUCCGCCACCGUCUCCUCCCUGUCGGAGGCGGUGGCCUCCGGGGUACUUCGCGGCGCGGGAUCCUCUGGCGCCGCCCCCGGGUCCGCCGGCGCCGUGGCCCUCUCCGAUCGCCUCGUGGACAAGCUCUUCUCCGAAUCCGGUGAGCGGCUUGCGUCCGCGGUCGCCGGGAGCUUCGCCCGCCAUCUCGUGCUCGCCUUCUACUCCGCCCCGUCUGCUCCGGGGGAGUCGUCCUCCCCGACGAUGUGGGUCAACGUGGUCGCCACUGGAAAGUGCCGGAAAGCAAUUAGCAAUUGGGUUGAGGUCUUCGUGGGUACAGCUGUGAGGGAGUUCAUUGACAAGACCAUCCAUAUCAACACCUACGAGCAGCUCUUCGAAGGGCUCACCAAUCCGAAACAUGAUGCCAAGGUCAAGGAAUUGCUUGUUUCGGUGUGCAAUGGGGCAGUGGAGACUCUGGUGAAGACCACUCACCAUGUCCUGUACAAGACCGAUGAUAAAUUGGAUGGCAGUGGCAAUGGAAAUGGAAAUGCUGAAGGUGGGGAAGGAUGGGUGGAGACAGUGUCGAGCACGUUGGCAGUUCCUAGCAACAGGAAGUUUGUUCUUGAUGUUACUGGGAGAGUGACAUUUGAGACAGUAAGGUCAUUUCUGGAGUUUGUUCUUUGGAAGCUACAAGACGGGGCUAGGAAGGGUGGAGACACUGUGGUUGAUAAUGGGCUGCGUGUCGUGAGGUAUAUGAGCGAUAAGUCGAUGGUUAUUGCUACAAUCUGCAUUACAUUGUGCUUGCAUGUGUUGAAUGGGACUAGGCUCUUGGUAACCGCUUGAGGGUGUGUUAUGAUAGCUUGGGGGUUGUUCAACUUGCAUGAUCUAGCACAUUGCUUGUAUAAAACUAUAGGUAAUCAUAUUGAAACUGUAAACACAAAUACGAAGAAGAGUGGAAGAAGAUGAAUUGUGCUGCAAGGUUCUGGUGUACUACCUACCUGCUGGCAACCGAAUUAAUGGUUUGAGAUUGGUUUAGCACAGGGAUAUUGAGAGAAUGGUUGUUCUGUUGUACUACCUGUUGGCAACUGAAUUAACAGGAUUAUUUGGCAUUUAGAUGUGUGGUAUGCUUUGAAAAUUCUUUUAUCAGUGUAACAUCACUGGUGUAUCACGGGGAUUUCCAGCGUCUCCAGAUCAAUUGGCAUUUGGAUGUGCCAUAUGCUUUAAGAUUUUCUUAGUCAGUGUAACAUCACUGGUGUCAUGGGGAUUUCCAGUCGCUCCACUAAAUUGUGUGCUUUUGUACCUCUUGUCAUCUAUGUGUAUAGCUGAGCUUGCCUUCUCACAACAUUA
Messenger RNA from Setaria italica (foxtail millet), 1774 nucleotides. Its product is annotated as protein PHLOEM PROTEIN 2-LIKE A10. The transcript has a single exon. The record is from RefSeq and is a predicted model, not a curated record. NCBI's taxonomy places the organism in Eukaryota, Viridiplantae, Streptophyta, Magnoliopsida, Poales, Poaceae. Bases 155 to 1270 code for a protein of 371 amino acids.